UGCCCUAGCGACGCGCUUCUGGAUCUUCCAUCGGUGCAAUCGGCCGGCCCUUUCUCUUGAGACUUGCUGGAUCCAGACGCAGAGAUAUGGCUGUGUCCGUCCGAGGCCAGUCCUUAACGGCUGGCGCCCCCGAGGGCCAGUCCGAGGCCGACAAGACCUCAGGGGAGCCUGAGAACACCUAUAUUCUGAGGCCCAUUUUCCAGCAAAGGUUUAGACCCUCUGUGGUUAAAGACUGCAUCCAUACUGUGCUCAAGGAAGAACUGACAGGUGCUGAAUAUUCUCCAGAAGAAAUGCCUCAACUCACAAAACGUCUAUCAGAAAUGAUUAAAGAUAAGCUAAAAGAAUUGGGAUAUGACCGGUAUAAAAUGGUGGUGCAAGUGGUGAUUGGAGAACAGAGGGGUGAAGGAGUAUUCAUGGCUGCUCGCUGUUUCUGGGAUGCAGACACAGACAACUACACUCAUGAUGUUUUCAUGAACGACAGCUUAUUCUGUGUUGUGGCAGCGUUUGGCUGUUUCUACUACUGAAUCUUUGGAAAGUGACUGUGACUUCGAGGAAACCUUAACUUUUUUUUUUUCUUUAUUCUUUUUUUCGGAGCUGGCGACGGAACCCAGGACCUUGCGCUUGCUAGGCAAGCGCUCUACCACUGAGCUAAAUCCCCAACCCCAAACCUUAACUUUUUUAUAUUGUUAGAUUUCCUGACCAAAUAAAAAAGCUGGCACUUUGGUACCUAAAA
Molecule: messenger RNA, 733 nt
Organism: Rattus rattus (black rat)
Lineage: Eukaryota; Metazoa; Chordata; Mammalia; Rodentia; Muridae
Gene: Dynlt2b
Product: Tctex1 domain containing 2
Exons: 5
Coding region: 87-524 (145 amino acids)
Biological process (GO): microtubule-based movement
Cellular component (GO): cytoplasmic dynein complex; cytoplasm
Molecular function (GO): dynein intermediate chain binding
Source: RefSeq, a predicted model, not a curated record